Messenger RNA from Branchiostoma floridae (Florida lancelet), 3105 nucleotides. Its product is annotated as cytochrome P450 27C1-like. NCBI's taxonomy places the organism in Eukaryota, Metazoa, Chordata, Leptocardii, Amphioxiformes, Branchiostomatidae. Gene Ontology annotation, cellular component: mitochondrial inner membrane. The transcript has 11 exons. Gene Ontology annotation, molecular function: iron ion binding; heme binding; oxidoreductase activity, acting on paired donors, with incorporation or reduction of molecular oxygen. Bases 122 to 1789 code for a protein of 555 amino acids. Gene Ontology annotation, biological process: cholesterol metabolic process; C21-steroid hormone biosynthetic process; cellular response to peptide hormone stimulus. The record is from RefSeq and is a predicted model, not a curated record.
GAAUGACCUGUCCAGGAUCCAGCGAAGUUGCUGAUGUUGGGGUACAAGUGCAUCCCAUCGUUUUCUUAUUGAAAAACGGGAGACGGAAGACUGAACUUAUCGGAAGAGUAGACUUGCCAUCAUGAUGAGCGUGCCGGUGAUCUCGGGAUCUCGGCAGAGGUUGUCUGCAGUUGUCGGGCGAGCCGUGAGCCCCUGGCGGCCACAGGGACACAUCGGCAGGGUACGGGCGCUGGUGGGGUACCGGUCUGGCCUGGUCGGGCCAAGAACAGUACCAUCCCCUGUGCAGACAUACAGCACAGCUGCAGUCGGGUCUACCAGCCACCACAAUGACGACAGCGAGGCCAAGCCUUUCUCUGCCCUGCCUGGUCCCCCCUCUGUACCAGUCCUCGGCAACUUCCUGCACAUGUGGUGGGAGGGACUCCUCGAGAAAGAAAAGCUCAACAAAAAUCAUAUCAUGUUCACAGAUUUCUUUCGUCAGUAUGGUCCAAUAUUCAGGUUGAAAAUUGUGAAUGUUGACAUGGUGAGUAUCAAGGAUCCAGUAGCAGUUCAGGAGUUGUUCCGGAAGGAAGGGAAGUACCCGGCACGCAUCGACAUCAAACCCUGGAGGAGGUACAGGGAAAUCUCAGGCAAGGCCACUGGAGUGUUUCUCAGUAAUGGCAAAGACUGGCAGAAAAACAGGUCCAUAAUGGCGCGACCCAUGCUACGCCCCAAACAUGUGUCUACGUACGUCAGCAACUUGGACACGGUGUCAGCCGACAUGAUCAAGCGACUGCGAGUACUCCAGGCAAGGGCCGAUGGGAUAGAAGUUCCAAACAUAUCAGAUGAGCUGUUCAAAUGGGCUCUAGAAUCCAUCUGCACGGUCCUGUUCAAUGAGCGGAUGGGGUAUCUACAGGACAACAUCUCCCAGGAUGCUCAGGACUUCAUCCAGGGUAUCCACACCAUCUUCCUCACAACCAACACCGUCAUCUUCCCUGACGCGGAUGUGCAUCGUUUCCUGAGAACCAAACCGUGGAGACAGUCUGUGGAGGCGUGGGACACGGUUUUCCGUGUUGGUGAGAAGGUGAUGGUCCGUAAGUUACAAGAAGCUCUGGAGCGGGAGGAGAGGGGGGAGGGGGAGGACGAUCAACCCAACUUCCUGGCAUUCGUCAACAGCACAGGGAGGCUGACCAAGGAUGAGAUUUACUCCAACACCAUUGAGUUGAUGGGUGCUGCUAUUGACACGACCUCCAACACCCUCCUGUGGACCCUGUACGAGCUGUCACGCAGACCUGAACUCCAGGACAGACUGUAUCAGGAGGUCACACAGGUCAUAGGUCAGGACAAGGUCAUGACCUGGGAUCACCUGAAGGACCUGCACCUCCUGAAGGCCAUCAUUAAGGAGACUCUGAGGAUGUAUCCAGUUGUCCAUAAUGUCAGCCGUUUGCUGCAGGAGGACACAGUGCUCAUGGGAUAUUGGUUACCCGCAAAGACCUGCGUGGUUGCCCAAGUGUACGCCAUGGGGCGGGACCCCCAGCUGUUUCCUGAUCCAGACGAGUUUAAACCCGAGCGCUGGUUGAGAACAGGAGAGGCUCACGAUGAAAUCAACCCGUACAGCUCUCUGCCAUUUGGCUUCGGGCCACGCAGUUGUCUUGGUCGUCGUGUGGCAGAGGUCGAGCUGCAACUCCUUCUUGCAAAGAUGUCCCAGCAGUUUGUGCUGAGUCAGGUGGAACCAGAAGAGAUUUCCUCAGUAGCGCAGCCGUUACUGAUGCCGGAGACACCCCUGCACCUCCGGUUUGUGGACAGGAAGUAAAGAAGACAACUGUAUCCAUUUAUCGUCUUUUGGGAAAACUGAGAAUGAACUGAACCUCAAGUAACGGACAACGGACAUCCCUUGCGAGCAAUCAUCCCGCAGCAAGACAGCCAGAGCUACAGAGGUCACAUUCUAGAGCUUUUAGUUAAUCUUUUGGGACAGUGUUUUAACCAUAGGUGUAGUUUUUCUUUGUUGAUUCAUUGAAAAAAUUGAUUUGUAGAAAAUGUAUACAAAAUGUCACAAUACAGUAGCUAAGGGUUUUCGUAAUUUUUAAAAGAAUGCAUAGUCUCAUGCCAGAGUUUCUCAAUCUGGUUGAAAUGAACCAUUGUUGUAUUGAAAUGAACAAUGUAAAGAAGCAAUGACUUUUGAAUAUGCAUGAAUUAGUUCAACGAAAAAGUUAAUGAAGAUACACAAAAUAUAAUACGCAAAAAAUUUGUAACCAUUGUUCAAAUAUCGUGACGUGUUUCUUAAUGAGGAUGAAAUUGUGGUCAGUUACAUUGUAUAUCUGACCAUAGGCUAUCAUGUACACUAUUAUGGACUAUCAGACAUCUUUAACUCACAUGUAUGUAUGUAUAUGUCUGAGUGUAGAGAUCUGAGUCUGUCAAUUUAAUGAAAUUCCCUUAAAAGGAUGUAGUGGGCUGGUGACCAUGUUUUUGAAGAUAGUGUAUUUUUGUAAUUCAUGCAAAACCUAAGGAGUGGAGUUUUGGGGCUAGUGUGGUGUGAUGUUGAUCAAACUUUAAUCUUAUGGAAAUCAGGAUUACCUGCUCUGUCAUUUGUGUAAUAUUUACAUCAACUCUCUUAAUGCCACUAGGUGCCAUAAUACCAACAAAAAAAAUGCAUUUAAGUUUUGUAAGAGAUGUACUAGUACCUAUAUGCAUCAUCAGUAAUCCUGAGCUACAUUGUAUAUAAUUAUACUCACAUGUUUAGGUGUCCAAGACAAUCUUUAGAAGAUACGUUGAUGAAGGUUAGACAUCCAGGUAAUAAGAUAUGCCAAAAAGCAGUUACUGAAGCAACUGGAUAUAAUUUUGGAAACGGUCAGACGUUUCAACUAGCAUCCAAUAGAGCAGCUUCUUCCAGAUCCACUGACGUAAACUAGUGUGGUCCAUGCUAGUUGAAAUGUCUGACCAUUUCCAAAAUCAUAUCCAGUUGCUUGAGUAACUGCUUUUUGGCAAAUCUUUAAAAGAACUCUGUUAAAAUGUUUUUGUGAUAUAAUAGUAGUAUUAAGACACCCAAUGGAAUUAUAAGAUGUUACAAUUGUUUCCUUCAUAUUUUACCAUAUAGAAGUGCUCCAGUGCACAUUUCCUGUAAUUUGUGUG